This is a messenger RNA of Pistacia vera, 4014 nucleotides long. RefSeq names its product probable LRR receptor-like serine/threonine-protein kinase At1g07650. Bases 460 to 3666 code for a protein of 1068 amino acids. Gene Ontology annotation, biological process: protein phosphorylation. The record is from RefSeq and is a predicted model, not a curated record. The transcript is spliced from 30 exons. Gene Ontology annotation, molecular function: ATP binding; protein kinase activity; protein binding. NCBI's taxonomy places the organism in Eukaryota, Viridiplantae, Streptophyta, Magnoliopsida, Sapindales, Anacardiaceae.
UUUAACAGAGAUCUAUCCAGCAACCAAAUUUCUGGUAUCAUUCCUCCUGCCCUGAAUAAUUUAUCAAGCCUCGAAUCCAUCUUUCUUUCCUGGAACUUUCUUGAAGGGACCAUACCACGAUCUUUAGGGCAACUUUCGUCUCUCAACACUUUGGAUCUCAGUAUCAAUUUACUUACCGGUGAAAUUCCUGCUGAAUUGGGCAAUUUGAGUAAACUUGAGGACUUGGAAUUACAGGAGAAUCUACUGGAGGGCACACUUACACCAGCACUUGCAAAGUUGGAGAAUCUCUCACUAUUGACGGUAGCAUCCAACUGUUUAACUGGGAAAUUGCCAAACGACGCGGUAGGUGGAAACAACUUUUUCGGUCAAAUUCCCAAAUAUAUUACCAAGUGGAAACAACUACAACAACUGAAUCUCUUAGGAAAUGAAUUUGAAAAUCCAACAUUGGGUUUCUUUAAUAUGUCAGAGCUUCGAUAUUUGGCCGUUAGUGACGUUAGCAUUACAGGAUCAAGUUUCGAGAUGCCAGAAAUGACUCAUCUCACAAAUAUAGAAGAAUUAAUAAUCAGAAAUUGCUCCAUUACUGGCGUAAUCCCGGAAAGCAUCGGCAACUGUUCAGAAUUAACAUACCUAGACUUGAGCUUUAACAAGUUGACGGGUGGAAUUCCGAAAUCUAUGGAGAAUCUGACAUUGGAUUAUUUGAUUCUAACAAGCAAUAUGCUUAGUGGGAAUAUCAACCUUUCCUGGAUAAAGAAAAUGGAACUAGCGGAUCUUUCAUUCAAUAAUUAUACUACUUCCAUGUUUCCUUCAAAUCCGACAAAGAAUAUGAACUUAGACAAUAGGACUAUAGAUAUUGUGAGAGCAAAGGAAAAGACAAAGACAAAUGUUAUUGAACCAACCAGGAGUUCCAUAUCGAGGAUGAGUAAAGCUUUUUGUCAAGACAAAUACCACAAAUACGAUUCCCUUCGUAUAAACUGUGGUGGUAGUAGUACACCAGUAGGCGGAACUGAGGAUGAAUAUGAAGCUGAUGAUCACAAAUCCAACUUUUUUGUAAGUUCAGACCAUCGUUGGGCUUAUGUUUGCACUGGAGAUUUCUACUUUGCAGAAGCCAAUUAUAAAGACUACGUACAGAACGCUUCAUGUGGACUUUCGCCUUCUGAGGAAACUAUAUCUCAAACUGCUCGUAUUUGCCCUCAGUCUCUAACAUAUUAUGCCUUCUGUUUACAAAAAGGCAACUACAGUGUCAAACUUCACUUUUUUGAAAUCGUUUUUUCAAAUAAGAGCAGGAUGGGGAAACGUAUAUUCGAUAUUUACAUUCAGGGGAAGAGAGAACGAAAGGAUUUCAGUAUUAAAGAUUUGAAGGCUUCAGACAAAUCAUCCAUAGAUAUAAAUACAAGUGUGCAUGAGGAUAGUCUACUGACAAUCCAUUUUUUCUGGGCUGGCAAAGGGUCUACAAACCUCCCAAACAAUCUUAACGGACCUCUCAUUUCUGCUAUUAAUGUAACUCGUGUGAAUCCAGUCACCAAAGGAAGGAGAGGCCUCUCUACUGGCCAAAUAAUAGGGAUUGUAAUUGGCUCUGUAUUAGCUGCCUCUCUUUUAUUAUUGGCUUUCAUGUGGAGAUUUGGAUGGAUAGGAGACAGAGAGUUGCGCGUGACGUCCGUUAAACUUCGAGACAAGUGGUACACCCUUAAACAAGUUAAAGAUGCAACUCGAAAUUUCAGCUCUAGGAAUAAGAUUGGUCAGGGGCGAUUUGGGAUAGUAUACAAGGCUGAACUGCCAGAUCAAACGGUAGCAGUGAAGAAGCUUUCUCUUCAAUCAAACCUUGACCAAGUAGGAACAGAAGUUUAUGCCUUGAAAAACUUGAAACACGAUAAUCUUGUCGAACUUUUGGAUGCCUAUUCUAAAAAAGACAUGCACUUGCUGAUAUACGAAUACAUGGAAAGAGGCUCACUUGAAAAAGCCCUGUUUGAUGAUCAAGAUUCUAAUAAACUGCAACUUGAUUGGCAAACAAGAGUUAACAUCUGCCUCGGAAUAGCGAAGGGUUUGAAAUAUCUACAUGAAGAAAAUCCAAAUCGCCAAAUUAUUCACAGAAAUAUGAAAGCCAGUAAUAUUCUGCUUGAUGGAAAUCUUAACGCUAAGGUAUCAGACUUAGGACUGGCAAAGCUUUACGACGAGGAAAAUCCAUACAAUUUCAUCCAAGAAAUAGGGACAGUGGUAUAUAUGGCACCAGAGUAUGCAAUGCGGAAAGCCAUAACAGAUAAGGUUGAUGUUUACAGUUAUGGAGUAGUUGNCCUUUGGGAUCUUUCAUUCAAUAAUUAUACUACUUCCAUGUUUCCUUCAAAUCCGACAAAGAAUAUGAACCUAGACAAUAGGACUAUAGAUAUUGUGAGAGCAAAGGAAAAGACAAAGACAAAUGUUAUUGAACCAACCAGGAGUUCCAUAUCAAGGAUGAGUAAAGCUUUUUGUCAAGACAAACAGCUCAAGUACGAUUCCCUUCGUAUAAACUGUGGUGGUAGUAGUACACCAGUAGGCGGAACUGAGGAUGAAUAUGAAGCUGAUGAUCACAAAUCCAACUUUUUUGUAAGUUCAGACCAUCGUUGGGCUUAUGUUUGCACUGGAGAUUUCUACUUUGCAGAAGCCAAUUAUAAAGACUACGUACAGAACGCUUCAUGUGGACUUUCGCCUUCUGAGGAAACUAUAUCUCAAACUGCUCGUAUUUGCCCUCAGUCUCUAACAUAUUAUGCCUUCUGUUUACAAAAAGCACAUACAAUGUCAACUUCACCUUUUUUGAAAUCGGUUUUUCAAAUACGAGCAGAUGGGGAAACAGGUUCUAAGGACUCUUGUAUUCGAGGUUUUGUGUUUUCUGGGUUUGGUUAUGACCAUGUAAAUGAUGACUAUAAAGUGGUUAGAAUGGUGCGGUUUAAACAAGAUGAGGAUGAUAAUAUCGGCUGGUUUAGUGAGUAUGAAGUUAAGGUUUUUAGUUUAAAAACUAAUUCUUGGAGACGGAUCAAGAAAUUGCCUAAUUAUCUUCGCUUUAUGUUUCAAUUUUAUUUCCAUCUUAUGCAUAGAAGAGGUUAUGGUGUGUAUGCUUGUGGGGUUUUACAUUGGGUGCUGCCACGAAGGCCCGAGUUGGGUGUUGGUAAUUUGAUAGUUGCUUUUGAUCUGGUGGAUGAAGAGUUUAGGGUGUUGCCACAGCCUGAUUAUGGUGAUAAUGAAAAAGAUUUUGUGUUGGAUGUGGGGGUUUUGGAGGGGAGAUUGUCUGUGAUCUGUAAUUAUAAUCAAGUUAAGGUUGAUGUGUGGGUGAUGAAAGAAUAUGGGGUGAAGGAAUCAUGGAGCAAGUUGUUUUCGAUUGAACGCAGUAGAUCAAUUUCUUCAUUUAGGUUCCUAAAGCCUUUAGCUUAUUCGAAAGGAUGUGGAGAUGGUGAUGGUAGGGAUAAGAUUCUCUUGGAUGUUAAUGGUGAAAAGCUUGUUUGGUAUGACUGGAAAAGGAAAAGACUUAAGACGGUUAGGAUUAAAGGUGCUCCGGAUUCGUUUGGGACAUUCUUGUGUGUGGAGAGCCUCAUUCCACUCAUUGAUGAGAAGAAGCAGCAGAGGCAAGAGAAAAAGAGGAAUCAUAAUAGGAAGAAGAGGGAUGAUUUCCUGUCAAAAGGAUUUAAGUUGGUUUUAUAAUUAAUUAAAAAAAAAAUGGUGCAGAACAGGCCCAAGUGAUAAGAGGGAUGAUAUGUCGUGUUUAAAUGCGAAGAAUUGUACUAGGCUUUUGUUUUUUUAGAAGGGCCAUAUUCUGUCCUUAUAUCCUUUUUGAUUUAGAUAGUGUGAAAAGAAUCUUUUGAGGUCAAUGAGAUAUGUCAUGAAAAGAGAAAAGAGAAUAUAUAUGCCUUUUGAAGGUUGUAAGCUCUUCAAUGAAUGUCGAGAGGAAGUUUUGCCUUCAAAUGACAAUUUUUUUAUCUAUUUUCUCUAGUUGUAUGUAAAUAAUAAAUAUGAAGGAGUCAAAGAAAAUAAAAAAAGGUUCUUGGAAUA